Molecule: messenger RNA, 1721 nt
Organism: Myotis daubentonii (Daubenton's bat)
Lineage: Eukaryota; Metazoa; Chordata; Mammalia; Chiroptera; Vespertilionidae
Gene: RAB26
Product: RAB26, member RAS oncogene family
Molecular function (GO): GTPase activity; GTP binding
Source: RefSeq, a predicted model, not a curated record
UGAGUGGCUGCGGGGCUGUGGGGCGGCGCGGGGGGGGCUGUAGACAACCCCGCGCCCAGGAUGCCCCGGCCGCCGCCACGGGACGGGCUCGGGUUCGGGUCGCGCUCCGCGGGAGCAGAGAGCAGGGCGGCCGAGUGCGCGUGUGCGGCGCCUGCAGGGGGAGCGCACUGAGUGCCCACCCGCAAGCCAUGUCCAGGAAGAAGACUCCCAAGAGCAAGGGGGCCAGCGCGCCCACUACCUCCGUGCUGCCCGCUGCCAACGGGCCCCGGGCGGCGCGCCCCGGGACUGCGCGCCUCGGCCCCCAGGCGCCGCCCAACGGCCCCCCGCAGCCCGGCCGGCCCUCGCUGGGCACUGGUGGCGAUUUCUACGAUGUCGCCUUCAAGGUCAUGCUGGUGGGGGACUCAGGCGUGGGGAAGACCUGCCUGCUUGUGCGAUUCAAGGAUGGGGCUUUCCUAGCAGGGACCUUCAUCUCCACAGUGGGCAUCGACUUCCGGAACAAAGUUCUGGACGUGGAUGGCAUGAAGGUGAAGCUGCAGAUCUGGGACACAGCUGGCCAGGAGCGGUUCCGCAGUGUCACCCAUGCCUACUAUCGUGAUGCACAUGCACUGCUACUGCUCUAUGAUGUCACCAACAAGGCUUCCUUUGACAACAUCCAGGCCUGGCUGACCGAGAUCCAAGAAUAUGCCCAGCACGACGUGGUGCUCAUGCUGCUAGGGAACAAGGUGGAUUCUGCCCAGGAGCGCGUGGUGAAGAGGGAGGAUGGGGAGAAGCUGGCCAAGCUAUUUGCAGGAGUAUGGGCUGCCUUUCAUGGAGACCAGUGCCAAGAUGGGCCUCAACGUGGAUUUGGCCUUCACAGCCAUAGCAAAGGAGCUGAAGCAACGCUCCAUGAAGAGCACCGGCGAGCUCCACUUCCAGCUGCACGACUAUGUCAAGAGGGAGGGCCGCAGGGCCUCCUGCUGCAGACCCUGAGCCAGGGACAGCUGGUCGACGGGGCCCUCUACCUGUCACCCGGUGGUCAAUCCCAGGGUUUCCAGGACUCUCGGGCUGAGCCUAGCCCUUCCCUUGUCUGUGUUGCAAUCUGUAUAACCUCAGUCCUAACAAAUGAGCUCCAGAGAGCUAGCGGGGCUGCAGCCCUUGCACUUGCUGCUGCCGGAGAGCCUUACCCCCCAGGCCUUCACGGAAAAGCAGCUGUAGGAAGGGACGCACUGUGCAGGGCACUUGGUGCUCUCUGCUGCCCCCUCCUGGACAUCUUCAGUUUUCAGGCAGCAGUUCCUAACCCCUUACAAGCCACGUCUUCAGCUGGCCGUGCUUGCUGCCCAGGCAGAGAACGGCAGGACUCCUGGCCGGGCCCCAGGCAGAGGACUUCACUGAGAAUCACAUGCGUUCGUACCAAGGACCAGGGGCACGUGCUCCCGGCCCACCCACUAGGAGGCUCUGGUUCAAUCAACAGGAUCUUUUCUCACGUCCCCUUGGAGGAUGCCAAGACUGUGGCUUUGUAAUACAAGGAAUAGCGUGUGGCAAAUCACAAAAAUGUCAGGUACACUGGGACCACCAGCCCUCGCCUGCUGACGAAGGUGCCGUCUUCACACAGCUGAGGCCUGUACUGGGUGAGGUCAAGCUGGGAGGGCUGGUAGUGCACUACACCUCACACUAAAAUCUCCAAGCCUGUUGAGAGAGAGCCUUUGUUUCCAGUCCUAGCGAAUAAAGUUGUGUUUUCUGGA